Messenger RNA from Spirodela intermedia, 1680 nucleotides. The record is from the annotation of a GenBank genome assembly. NCBI's taxonomy places the organism in Eukaryota, Viridiplantae, Streptophyta, Magnoliopsida, Alismatales, Araceae.
AUGGCCUGCAGAAGGGGGGUCUUGGAGAGGUCCUUCUCGGUGACAAGCCUGCCGGUUCCCGCCGCCGCGUCGAGCUCCCGCUGCGUCGCCGCGAGGAUGUCCGGGUGGCGGACGAGCUCGGCCAGCAUCCACUCCAGCGUGCUGGAGGAGGUGUCGGUGCCGGCGUUGAACAAGUCCUGCGAGAUGGAUGUUAGGUUAGGGGGCGGAUCACAGCGAAAAAGAUGAUCAAUUGAUGAUUAAGUACUCUGUGGGGUGUUUUUACCAGGAGGAGAGCCUUGAUGUUGAUGUCGGUGAGCUGCACUCCCUCUCCGGCGCCGGCGCGGUCCUUGAGCCCCAUCAGCAACCGGAGCAUGUCCUGUUCGGCCUCCUUGUCCGACGACAGGUGAUCGGCGAUGAUUUUGUCCAAGAACACAUCGUACCUAUCGCCCAGGCGCUUCAUCCUCCGCACGACUUCCUUCGAGUCCAUCCACCGCAGGGCAGGGACGAAGUCCCCCACCAUGAACACCCCCGCUAGAUGGCUCAGCUCCACCGUCAUCUCCCUGAACUGCACCGCCUCCUCCUGCACACUGUCCCCGCCCUCGAGGGCGAAGAGCCGCCGCCCCAGCAUGGCCCGCGUCAGGAUGUUGGCUGUGCAGACGGUCAGGUGGUCGUCCAGCCGCACGCCGUCCUCCUCGCCGCCACGCGCCGCCGCCGCCACCAGCGACCUCGCCAGCUGUGCCACCUCCUCGUGCCGCAGCAGCGCGGAAUCGUCGAGGGCCUUGGGGGAGAAUAGAUGGUUGGAGCAUAUCCUCCUCAGCAUCCGCCACAGCGGGCCGUAGGGCGCCCACACGAGGUCCUGCCGGUCGUAGGCCAUGUAAUUCGAUCCCGUGUUGGGGGGCCGGUUGGAGAAGUUGGCGUCGUGGGUCUUCAAGAACAGCGACGCGGCGGCCGGCGAGGCGGCGACGACCACCGGCACGGAUCCCAGCCGGAGGUGGAAGAUGGGGCCGUAGACCUUCGCCAUGCCGGCGAGGGUCUGGUGGGGCUUCGCCCCGAGCUGGGGGAGGUUCCCCACCACCGGCCAUCCCCGCGGGCCAGGAGGCAAAGGGAGAGAGGAAGAGGAAGAGCGAGAGAAGAUCCUGGGAAGGAGGAGGAUGAGGGAGGCUGCCGCCACCGUCAACGCGAGGAGGAGGAGGAGAUCCAUGGCUAUGGCCGAUCUUCUCUCUGCCGGCGGUUCUUGGGGGAUGAAUGAACGUGAGGUAUAUCCUACUUGUAGAUACUCCGAGUUCACCGGUAGGCAGAUGGUCACGUUGAGAACGGGCUCCAGGGCGUUAGCUGUACCUGAAAGUCUCACCGAGACCGUCCACCUGGGCCUGUUCCAUUUGCUCCCAAAGACCCUGCCCGGGCCCCGAAGCAUGGACAGCUACAUGCUGGGCAUUGACGUCUCGCUGGAGGUCAUAGCAUACUAUUCAUUUUGAGUAGAUAAUAAUAAUUAUUUUUUAAAAAAUAAAAAAUAAAAAAUACCCCUUUCGGCUACGGAGGGGAAUUUUUUUUUAUAAAGAUCCACAUUAUUAUUUCCAAAAAAUAUGAAUUUUUUAAUUAAGUAAAUAUGGGAGAUAACUAAUAUGUUGGCUUCAUAUUCUUUUAGGCGGGAAAAGAGGCGCUAAUAUAUAUUUCCGUUUGAUAAAACGUUUAUUCAAUUAA